AAAUAUAGUUUUGUCGUUUUUUGUAAAAAAGAAAAAAAGAACGUGAUAUUUUCCUGCAUUAAGUAUCCUUAACCAGGAAGAAAAUUUUUUGCUUUUAGUAGAGAAAAAAUUUCAAGGAAAUCGUAAAAAACUUUGUUAUCGAUUUAACCUAUAAAAUGUUAAACUGUUAUUUUUUUUCUUGUGCUUUUGUUAUAAAUUGUAAUUAAACUAUAAAGAUCAACAAUAUACCUAUGUAAUUGAUCACGUAACAGUGUGUUUUUACUUGUCGUUUUAAUUUGUAAACACUGAAAAAAAAAAUUAAAAUAAAGGUUAAAUAAUGUCCCAUCGUGAUGAUGAUGAUGAUGACGCAGGGGCUUGCUACGUUUCGUCACAAGAACAUUGCUGUGAAAUAUGUGGAAUGACUGGUUUAUCUGAUGAGUAUAUGAGAGAACAUACAAGAACUUGUCAUGUUGAGGGUAAUGCCCAAUGUCCAUUUUGUGGUUUUAGUGGAGUUAUUCCUGCUGAGCUCCUUCUACACGUGAACCAAGCCCAUUUAGAUUAUUUGACACCAGAAAAUGAAUUAAUGAAUUUUAUUGAUGAUCAAAGUCCAAGCGUGGAUGGUGAUUCAGAUUCAAUAUCGGAAAGUAAAAUGUGUAUAACUCAUUCACAUUGCUCUUCGCAUAGCCAUCAUCAUCAUGGUCAUAACAGGUUGAAUGGUGCAGUUUCUAUUAUCAACAAUUCAAACAACGCUUCUGCAGAUGUAAAAUCGGAAACUCAACCAACCAAAACAAAAACCAAAUUUUCUGUAACAACAUUGUCAACCAAUAGUAAGCAAACCCAAAAACAGCAACAAUCAAUUAACUCUGCAAUAAUAACAGCAGCAACAAAUCAUGCCAGUUCAGGAAAUUUAAACUCAAAUCGAAUAUCAUCAGCGAGUUUAGAUAAUGUGUUAAAACAGCCGUCUAAUGUUUUGAAUAAUUCUAACAACACUAAUUCAAAUAAUCAAUUAAAACCGUCGUGUUCGAAUAAUUUUAAUUCGCAAAAUUUUUCUAAUUCGAAACAUCAACAUCAACAGCAAUUUAAAUUAGCAAAUGAAACUAACAGAAACUGUGAUAUGAACGGUGGUGCUAGCAGCAGUAACAGCAGCAUUAAUAGUAACAAUAGUAAUAGCAGUAGUAAUGGUUGCAGAGAUUAUAUGAAUGGAUAUGAUUAUGGAAAUAAUAGUUUGUCUGGUGGUAAUUCCACUAACAAUAGCGGAGGUGGCGGUGGAAGUAGCGGCUCACCAUCUAGAUCACAACUUGGAUUAAAAUUAAAGAGUAAUUCGCCGGCAACAAAAAAAUUAAGUCCUUUGCAAUGUCCCUUGUGUCCAUAUACUUCUGACAAUGCAAAUAUUUUGGAAGAACAUAUUAAUCGUUCCCACUUUGAUCCAUUGAGCCCUGGAGUGAAUGGAUCUUCCGCAUCUUCGAACAAUCAUUUUGGUACCUUAAACGCUUUACAAUGUCCAAUAUGUUUAAGAUUAUUUGACUCAUCAUCAGAUUUAGAAUUACAUGUCAACAUCGAGCACAGGGAUAUUUUAAGUCCUGGAAAGCCAAAUACAACAGAAAAUCAAUUCAACUUAUGUCAUAAUGGUAGUAUAUGUCCUGUCUGCAAUAUAUCAUUAGAUAAUAUGAAGCCUCAAGAAAUGGAAUUGCACAUUGAAGGUCAUUUUACGAAAUCACCCAAAAAUAUUAAUUUCGACACAGAUUUAGAAAAGCAGGCACAAAAAUUGAGAGAACAACGGGAGUUUGAAAUGUUAAGAGCUCAAUAUGGUAUGGAUGAUCAAGGCAAUUUUCGUGAACAAUCUGCAGCGGCAAUGCAGCGAGCAGUUUAUGCAGGUGAAAUGAGUGUAGCUGAUUAUUACGAACGACAGGUAGGUUUAAGGGCAGCGGAGUCACAUGGGAUUGACGAUUGUACGUCUUGCACCAAAUCGGUUGCAGCCCGAGUGUUAUCGCUUUCUUCUUCGUCUCCUGGCGUCAUGAAAUCGUUGGUGUGCUCUUUUGUUGAUCAUUAUGCCUCCAGUUACGGAGAUAAAGGAUGGGGUUGUGGCUACAGGAACUUGCAAAUGCUUCUGUCAUCAUUAUUACAAAAUACAACAUAUAAUGAAGCUAUUUACUCCGCUUGGGGGAAUCAUGGACCAUCCAGGACUGCUAUGCCCAGUAUUUCUCGAUUACAAAAAAUGGUCGAAGCUGCUUGGAAUCAAGGGUUUGACGUGCAGGGCUCUGAACAAUUAGGUUGCAAACUUUAUAACACCCGAAAAUGGAUUGGUGCUACAGAAGUAGUAACAGUUCUUUCCUGGUUAAGGAUUAAUUGCCAAUUGAUUGAUUUUCAUCGUCCAACUUCAUCGGAUGGAAGGCACCCAGAGCUUUUUAAUUGGGUUUUUCAAUAUUUUGAUGAACCACGUGUUCAUACUCCACCUUUAUAUUUACAACAUCAAGGUCACUCCAGAACAAUCAUAGGUAUAGAACAAAGGGUAUCGGGUUUAACCUUAUUAGUAUUAGAUCCAAGUCAUGGGCCAAGACAAGUAGCUGCUUUAGGGUCUUCACAAGACUCCUUAAGACUGAUUCGAAGAGGACCAUCUGCCAUGAGAGCACCACAAUAUCAAAUUGUUGCUGUCAAAGGAUUAAUAGAAACAGAAGAACAAUAUCAAGCUAGCAAAGUGCUGAGAUCAUUACGAAUUCCACCUGAUCGUUGACUUAUAUUUAAAAUUUUGGGUUUCUAUAAGAUAAUUACGUUACUACAAGAAUUUGUUAAUAUUUUAGUUUUAACUUGUUAGAAAUUAUAAUUUCAAAUUAAAAGUUAUGAAAAAAGCAGUUAUUUGAAUAAGAGGAAAAAUUUAUUUUUAGAACACAAAGUUAAGUUCUCACAAAAGAAAAAUUAGUUUUAGUUAGAAAAAAGUUACUAAUAAU
This is a messenger RNA of Condylostylus longicornis, 2924 nucleotides long. RefSeq names its product zinc finger-containing ubiquitin peptidase 1-like. The transcript has 10 exons. Lineage: Eukaryota; Metazoa; Arthropoda; Insecta; Diptera; Dolichopodidae. Bases 317 to 2710 code for a protein of 797 amino acids. The record is from RefSeq and is a predicted model, not a curated record.